Molecule: messenger RNA, 4936 nt
Organism: Serinus canaria (Common canary)
Lineage: Eukaryota; Metazoa; Chordata; Aves; Passeriformes; Fringillidae
Gene: PFKFB2
Product: 6-phosphofructo-2-kinase/fructose-2,6-biphosphatase 2
Exons: 13
Coding region: 434-1891 (485 amino acids)
Biological process (GO): fructose metabolic process; fructose 2,6-bisphosphate metabolic process
Cellular component (GO): cytosol
Molecular function (GO): ATP binding; 6-phosphofructo-2-kinase activity; fructose-2,6-bisphosphate 2-phosphatase activity
Source: RefSeq, a predicted model, not a curated record
AGCCCCGGGCCGGGGCGGUGCGGGGCUGGGUGCGCGCCCCGCGGCCGGAAAGAAACGGAACCGGUACCGGGAGGGGGACAGGGCUGCGCGUUCGCCCCGAGCCUCGCGUCCCUCCCGCGCGCGAUCCCCGUCCUGCUGCCUGCCCUGGCUGUCCCCUCCCGCGGUUCCCCUGUCCCCAACCUCCUGGAUGCUGCUGCAUCCAUCCCCAUUCCGUGCUUUUGGCCCCAAAUCCGCCUCUCCGCGGGCGUUCUGGGAGCUUGCUCGGGCUGUUCCCCGAGAGAGCGUGACCGUUUUGUUAAAAACAUCUUUCGUUCGCCCUUGACGGCGCUGCCCGGGCGGUAAAUGCUGUUAACACUGAAAGCCCCAUUAGGCAGCGGUGCUGCCUCAUUAGCAAACACCUGCGAGACCGCAGAGCGGUCACAGCAGCUCAUUAAUGACAAGGACACAGGGCCAGCCCGUCCUGGGAUGCGCGGAGGUGCUUUAUCCACCGGGAGAUGGGAUGACGCUUUGUGGGUCUCACUUUAUGCUCUCCAGCUCCCCUGAUGCUGUUUUGGGGUGGUUUUGGUUGUUUUUUGGGGUUUUUUUUUUUGCAGCAUGGGCUUCCUACAUGACCAACUCACCGACGCUGAUUGUGAUGAUCGGGCUGCCUGCCAGGGGCAAGACCUACAUGUCCAAAAAGCUCACCCGCUACCUCAACUGGAUCGGGGUGCCCACCAAAGUGUUUAAUUUAGGGGUGUAUCGGCGUGAAGCGGUGAAAUCCUACAAGUCCUACGAUUUCUUCAGGCACGACAAUAAAGAGGCCAUGGAAAUCCGCAAACGCUGUGCCCUGGUGGCUCUGGAAGAUGUGAAGUCUUAUCUCUUGGUGGAGUGUGGGCAAAUAGCCGUGUUUGAUGCGACCAACACGACUCGGGAGCGCCGGGACCUGAUCUUAAACUUUGCUAAGGAAAACGCUUUCAAGGUGUUUUUCGUGGAGUCUGUCUGUGAUGAUCCAGAGGUCAUCGCUGCCAAUAUCCUGGAGGUGAAAGUUUCCAGCCCUGACUACCCAGAGAGGCACAGGGAGAAUGUGAUGGAGGAUUUCCUGAAGAGGAUUGAGUGCUACAAGGUCACCUACCAGCCUCUGGACCCAGAUGCUUAUGACAAAGAUCUUUCCUUCAUUAAAGUGAUCAACGUGGGCCAGCGGUUCCUGGUGAACCGAGUGCAGGACUACAUCCAGAGUAAAAUUGUCUAUUACCUGAUGAACAUCCACGUCCAGCCCCGCACCAUCUACCUGUGCCGCCACGGCGAGAGCGAGCACAACCUCCUGGGCAGGAUUGGAGGGGACUCGGGGCUCUCACCCCGGGGCAAGCAGUUUUCCCAGGCUCUGAAGAAGUUCAUUGAGGAGCAGGAGAUCGUGGACCUGAAGGUGUGGACCAGCCAGCUGAAGAGGACAAUCCAGACAGCAGAGUGCCUGGGGGUGCUCUAUGAGCAGUGGAAGAUCCUCAAUGAGAUUGAUGCUGGGGUCUGUGAAGAAAUGACCUAUGCAGAAAUUGAGGCCAAGUAUCCAGAGGAGUUUGCCAUGAGGGAUCAGGAGAAAUAUCUCUAUCGUUAUCCUGGAGGGGAGUCCUACCAGGACUUGGUGCAGCGUCUGGAGCCAGUAAUUAUGGAGCUGGAAAGGCAAGGAAACGUCCUGGUUAUCUCCCACCAGGCAGUUAUGAGGUGCCUCCUGGCUUAUUUUCUUGACAAGAGUGCAGAUGAGCUGCCCUACCUGCGCUGCCCCCUCCACACCAUUUUCAAGCUGACGCCUGUUGCCUAUGGCUGCAAAGUGGAGACAAUCACCAUGGAUGUGGAAGCAGUGGACACCCACAGGGACAAGCCCUCCCUGAACUCAAAAAUGGCCACUUUAGGAGUGUAGGAGUUCCUGCUUUCCCCUUGGAUCCAGCUGGGAAUUCCAGCACCAGGAGGAGCACCAGGACUGUGGAGCAUCCCUGGGGCACCACCAGCCCCCCUGGCCAGUACUUGCCUUGAACUGUGAUUUUAGAGCCUGUCUGUGUCUUUUUCUUUCCACAUGCUGCAGUGUCUGUCCAUGGGGCUGCAGAGGAUUUCCUGUGGAGAUUUUUCCAAGCUGCUUUUAAUGCUCCUAAGCCAACACAUCCCCGGGUGUUGAAAUCGUGUCCCACGCCUUUCCUCCUGGCCAGGUGCCAAAAUUAACCACAGUGGGAGGACUAAAUAAUCAUGUUUUCAUCGCUGAGGCAGCUUUUCUUUGGAAAAGGCAUUUCCAGGCCAAAUCCCCCAGGUUUUAUUUCUCCAUUUCUGAGUUAUUUCCAAGUUCAAACUCUUUUAUUUUUUUUUUUCUGGUUUUCAGCCAUCCAGGGAGCUCCAGGUAGGGUUUGACUUUCCCUCCUUGAGUGCUGGUGUGAAUCCCCCAGUUUGAGCCAGUUCCUUUUGGCUUGGAUGUGACACCCAGGUCAGCACAUCCAUCCCAAGGGCUGCCUCCUGUGAGGGACAGAUGGAAUGAGCCCUCCUGCCCCAGUGCUCUAAAUCCCACCUCAAGCUCUAUUUUAGCUCCUCCUCCCUACUUAAACUCCAUCCUCUCCCUCAUUUUUCCUGCAUUUUGGGGCUGUUUUGUCCAUUUACCCCAGAAAAUGGGAGUGUGGCUGGCACCAGCAGAGCUCCAGGGCAGGGUUUGCAGGAAGCACAAGGUUUUUUACCAGUUUUCUUUGUUUUACCCCAAAUUUUAGACCCACAACAAGCUUUUAACUUGCCUAUGAAUAAGCUGUGAAUGUUCCCAAUGCUGCCUUUCAUAGUUUUAAGCUGUUGUAGAGUUUGGAGCACAGCUCUAUGUGGCCAUGUCUUAACUUAAAUCCAUCCCUUAAAUCCCCCCAAACCCCAAAUUUUCACUUCUCUCCCACAAGUCUUGACUUGCAUUUUGCCAAACUCCAUUUUAACUCACUCCAGCUCUUCUUGCAAUAAGGGCAGGACCCUCAGGUUGGGUGAAGAAAGGAACAUUUGGGUCCAGGGCAGGAGGCUGUUCUGGACCUGCUGUUCUCAGCUGACCCCAGGAUUUAUCUGAGCAAUUCUGGGCCCCAGAAAUUGCUUGUUUUAAAUGUGUAAAUAAAUGUUGGAUAUACCCACAGCAGGGAAAAUGUGCCCUGGCUGUGGAGGAGCUCAGCAAGCCCAGAGCUUGAGGCUUAACCUGGGCAUUUUGAGCUCAAACUUGGUUGUUUUAAACACUCCCAGAGUUGUAAUUUGAUAAAACUGAGAUAGAGAGGACCAAGGCACAAAUCUGGACCCCUCAGGAUUUCUGAGGAGCAGAACAAUGUGUUGAUCUGAAGCAGUUGUGCCACAGAGGGGUGAAAUUUGCUGGUGAGAAAUUGAGUUUGUAUUAGUUUUUCUCCUCAGGGUUUUCCCCCUCAGGUCUGGUUUUGGGUUUUAAAUGUUUUUGUGCUUAGAAAUAAACCAGAAAAAAAAAAUUAAAAAAAAAAAAAAAAAAAGAAUGUUGAAGGAAGAUAUUGAGAGCCUGUCCAUGGCAGUCCUGACUGUCACACUCCAGAGUGCUCUGAACGCACAAACCCAUCCUUGUCAGGCUGCUCUGACCAAACCCCUCCUGCUCUGCAAAAAGGAGUGGAAAAUGUACUGUAGGAUGUUUACACACAAAAAUGCUGGGCUAACUUGCUGAAGAGUUCAUGAUGUUCAUAUCACUGAGCAGUAAAUGAUUGUAAGGAGACAAAAAAAAAAAAAAAUCUAUAUUUUUACCUGCUGGGAUUUGUGAAUGUUGAUGUGUUGUUGGUGGUCGUGACUUUUGUUUUUUAAUCACUGCUGAAAAUCUGGUGGUUUGCAGUUCGGGUCAGUGGCUCCUUUUGGGGCUGUGGGGUGGAAUUUCAUCCUUCUCUGCAGUGUUUGUGCCUCAGUGCUUUAAUCAAAAGCUUUUUCCUCCUGCAGCUUAGCCUUGAGAAGGUUUAAAGCAAACAUGUCUGGAGCAGAGCAGAUUUGGGGGCAGAUCAUUGCCCUGAGGGGCUGCAGGGCUGGGGUGAUGCCAGUGGGCACCUCCUGGCAGCUCCCUGUGCCAGGGAUUUCCUUGAAACCACCUGAUUUCUUGGCCCUGGGUGUGCAAACAGCCCAGAACAAACAGGCCUGGCACGAGGAGGUGUUUGAGGUGUUUUUGGUGGAGCAGCUCAGCAGCAGCUCCUGCUGUCAGUGGGGUCAGUGCCAGGGGCUGGGCAGGUGCCAGGUGGGUUUGGAGGUGGGUUUGGAGGUGUGCAUGUGAGCCUGGCACCUUCCUGGGCAUUUCCCCAGGACCGGGAGGUUUUUGUGACCCCCUGACUUUCUGUGCCUCUGUUCAAGCAGCACAGGUGGUGCUGGCUGCUGUCACCUCCAGUGGGACCUGAGUGUCACUGCAAAGAAAAAGAAAAGGAGCACUUGGGCUAAAAAACCUGCUCAGUCUCUGGGAAAAGCUGCAAAAUGGGGGAAAAGAGUUCAAGCCAGCCUGGCUGGCUGAUCUGUGUGCACUGGCUGUGACCUCAGAGCUGUUACCUCUGCCAGGUGUCCCCUUCCCGGUGGGUGACACUUAAACCCAGCCUGGCCUGGCUGCCAAGGAGCACCUGAGGGAGGAGAGGCACCAGCACCAGCCUGGCCAGGGCCACCUGCCCUGGGGGUGUCCCCAAGGCUCACCCUGUGCCCCUCUGAGGGGCUCUGGGUGAGCAGUGCCAGUGCCACCCCCGCUGUCCCCUGCUGUCCCCUUGCUCUGUUUGCACUGCAGCUCUGCCUGGAGUGUUUGGUGAGAGGGAUCUCACCCAGCUGCUGCUGAACUUUCCUGUUCUGCUGCCUUCUAAGUGGUUUUUUUUUAGGUUUAAAAGCUGCAGUGUCUGUCAGCUCGUGCUGUGUGUUGUGUGCUCUGUGCACUUGAGCAUAAAUAUCUGUCAGUGUUUAUUUACAAUAAAGAGACUUUAAAAAGCACAGA